This is a messenger RNA of Symbiodinium natans, 843 nucleotides long. NCBI's taxonomy places the organism in Eukaryota, Dinophyceae, Suessiales, Symbiodiniaceae. The record is from the annotation of a GenBank genome assembly.
AUGGCCCUCAUCUCCUACCACUAUGAGGAGACAGGGCCCCCAGCAGGUCAGCUUGAUGGCGUGUGGCUGAAUGCAGAUUGUCCAUGGGAAGAAUACACGGUCACAGGCCAGCGAGUGAGACGGAGCAACUCUCAAGGAAUCCGGGAGUUCAGCAUUCAGUGGGAUCCAGCACGGCUCUCCUGGCAAUGGGGAAGACACGGUCGCCUCAGCAUGCAAUGGCUUGGGGUGGAUUCGAUCGCAUGGGUGCCAGAUAUGUCGUGUGAACACCACAACGGUCGUGUGUGGCGGUGGAGACGCGUUCAGCCCAGCACUCCUCCUGUCAAUACCUUGCAUGCACAAGCCCAUCGGGAUACCCGCGUGACCACCAUGACCCAUCAUGCAAGAGACGUCCACCGCCCACCUCGUGAGCAGCGGCGGCCCAGUCGAAGCCGGAGUAGGGGCCGCCACUGGCACAGCCAUGGCAGACACAGCCACGGCCGGUACCGCAGCCGCAGGAACUUCACGGACGCCCAGCUUCCAUGUGGCUUGACGCACCGCGAGGUCUACAGUCUACUCUCCCGUGAGAUUACGCCCGAGGAUUACGAGAUGCUCUUGCGGCUCGAUGAGUUUGUUCCCAAGGGAAAGGUUGCCACGGAGGAGGAAACCAAUGAAGCUCUCCAAACCAUUCCGGUGCACGAGGUUCUCGGUAAAGAAUGUCCGAUUUGUCUUGCCCCAUUUAAGGAGGCAGAGAGUGUGGCAGCAGUGCCCUGUUCACAUACAUUUCACAAAGAUUGCAUUUCUACUUGGCUCUCCAACUACCGGAGAACUUGCCCGCUGUGUUGCACGGAGCUCGAACGAGCCUAA